AUGUUACAUGAGGAAGCUACCAAGAAGAGCAAAGGAAAGGAUCCAGUGGCUCUUCCUCAGGGACGCUUGACUUUCAGGGAUGUGGCUAUAGAAUUCUCUUUGGAGGAGUGGAAAUGCCUGAACCCUGCACAGAGGGCUUUAUACAGGGCUGUAAUGUUGGAGAACUACAGGAACCUGGAGUCUGUGGAUAGCUCUUUUAAAACCAUGAUGGAGUACUCAUCAACAGGGCAAGGCAAUACAGAAGUGUUCCACACAGAGAUGUUGGAAAGACAUGAAAGUCAUCACUUUGGAGAUUUUUGCUUCCCAGAAAUCAAGAAAGAUAUUCAUGACUUUGACUUUCAGUGCCAAGAAAUUAAAAGAAAGGUCCAUGAAGCACCCAUGACAAAAAUCAAAAAGUUGACUGGUAGUACACACCGACAUAAUCAAAGACAUGCUGGAAACAAGCCUAUUAAAGAUCAGCUUGGAUUAAGCUUUCAUUCACAUCUGCCUGAACUGCACGUAUUUCAGACUGAAGGGAAAAUUGAUAAUCAGGUAGAGAAGUCUAUCAACAAUGCUUCCUUGGUUUCAACAUCCCAAAGAAUUUCCAGUAGGCUCAAAACCCAUAUUUCUAAUAGGUAUGGGAAGAAUUUUCUCCGUUCUUCAUUAUUCACACAAAUACAGGAAGUACGCAUGAGAGAAAAACCUUUCCGAUGUAAUGAGUGUGGCAAAGCCUUUAAUUAUAGCUCACAUUUAAGGAGACAUCACAUAACCCAUUCAGGAGAGAAACAACAUAAAUGUGAUGUAUGUGGCAAAGUCUUUCAUCAAAAGCAAUACCUUGCAUGGCACCAUAGAGUCCAUACUGGAGAAAAACCUUACAAGUGUAAUGAGUGUUGCAAGACCUUCGGUCACAAGUCAUCUCUUACACGCCAUUAUAGACUUCAUACUGGAGAGAAACCUUACAAAUGUAACGAGUGUGGUAAGACCUUCCGUCAGACAUCAUCCCUUGUAGGCCAUCGUAGACGUCAUACUGGAGAGAAACCUUACAAAUGUGAAGAAUGUGACAAAGUUUACAGUUGCAGAUCACAACUUGAAACACAUAGGCGAAUUCAUACAGGAGAGAAACCAUACAAAUGUAAGGUUUGUGACAAGGCUUUUAGGCAUAAUUCAUGCCUUUCACGCCAUAACAGAGUUCAUACUGAAGAGAAACCUUACACAUGCAAUGAAUGUGGCAAGGUUUUCCGGCGUGAUUCAUACCUUGCACAACAUCAGAGAGUCCAUACUGGAGAGAAACCUUACACAUGUAAUGAAUGUGGUAAGGUUUUUAAUCAAAAAGCACACCUUGCAUGUCAUUAUCGACUUCAUACUGGAGAGAAACCUUAUAAGUGUAAUGAGUGUGGCAAGACCUUCAGUCAGAAGUCAUCCCUUGUAGGCCAUCGUAGACUUCAUACUGGAGAGAAACCUUACAACUGUCAUGAGUGUGGCAAGACCUUUGCUCGAAAUUCAUCCCUUGUAAUUCAUAAGGCAAUUCAUACUGGAGAGAAACCUUACAAGUGUAAUGAAUGUGGCAAGGUUUUUAAUCAACAGUCAAACCUUGCACAACAUCAGAGAGUUCAUACUGGAGAGAAACCUUACAAGUGUAAUGAGUGUGGCAAGACCUUCAGUCAUAUGUCAUCCUUUGUAUACCAUCAUAGACUUCAUAAUGGGGAGAAACCUUACAAGUGUAAUGAGUGUGGCAAGACCUUCAGUCAUAUGUCAUCCUUUGUAUGUCAUCAUAGACUUCAUACUGGAGAAAAACCUUAUAAGUGCAAUGAGUGUGGCAAAGUCUUUAGUGGGCAGUCAUCACUUAUUCAUCAUCAAGCAAUCCAUGGUAUAGGCAAACUUUACAAAUGUAAUGAUUCUCACAAAGUCCUCAGUAAUGCUACCAUCAUUUGCAAAUCAUUAGAGAAUUCAUAAUGAAGAGAGAUCUUACAAGUGUAGUAAAUGUGGCAGAUUUUUCAGACAUCAUUCAUAGCUUGCAGUUCAUUGGCGAACUCAUACUGGAGAGAAACCUUAGAAAUAUCAUGAUUGUGGCAAGGUCUUCAGUCAAGCUUCAUCUUAUGCAAAACAAGAGAAUUCAUACAGGAGAGAAACCUCACAACUGUGAUAAUUGUGGCAAAGUUUUUUUUUUUUUUUUUUUUUUGAGACGAAGUCUUACUCUUUCGCCCAGGCUGGGGUGCAG
This is a messenger RNA of Rhinopithecus roxellana (golden snub-nosed monkey), 2197 nucleotides long. RefSeq names its product zinc finger protein 813. Gene Ontology annotation, biological process: negative regulation of transcription by RNA polymerase II. NCBI's taxonomy places the organism in Eukaryota, Metazoa, Chordata, Mammalia, Primates, Cercopithecidae. Gene Ontology annotation, molecular function: DNA-binding transcription repressor activity, RNA polymerase II-specific. The record is from RefSeq and is a predicted model, not a curated record.